Cyprinus carpio (common carp) is the source of this 2009-nucleotide messenger RNA. Its product is annotated as protein LTV1 homolog. Gene Ontology annotation, biological process: ribosomal small subunit export from nucleus; ribosomal small subunit biogenesis. NCBI's taxonomy places the organism in Eukaryota, Metazoa, Chordata, Actinopteri, Cypriniformes, Cyprinidae. The record is from RefSeq and is a predicted model, not a curated record. Gene Ontology annotation, cellular component: nucleus; preribosome, small subunit precursor; cytosol. Gene Ontology annotation, molecular function: nucleic acid binding. The coding region runs from base 174 to 1202 and encodes 342 amino acids. The transcript has 8 exons.
UUCAGUCAAUCCAGAUGGUAUGGUGUCAGAAAUAGCCGCUUGUCUCCAUGUGUUUGGAGCUGACAGAAGGAUUCCUUUGAUGUGAUUCCUCGUUUACUUUCAUAACACCGAUACUAUUAGAGUCACUUCAUACAUGAAACACAAACGCUCGGAUAAUACAUUAGCUUGUAAGCAUGUCUCACAGAAAGAAGAAAUCCUUCAUCAAUAAGAAGAACGCAGUGUGCUUCCACCUGGUGCACAGAAGUCAGAAAGAUCGGCUCGCUGCAGACGAGACGGCACCUCGGCAUGUCCUUCUGCCCGCCGCCAAGGUGGAGGUGGAGAAGAGGAAACAGGACCAGUGCAAGUUCGGAGUGUUUUUUGAUGAUGACUACAAUUACCUGCAGCUCCUGAGAGAGGCGUCCCAGCCCGCAGAGCUGGUCUCUGCUCCUCGCUUGCGCAGAGACGCACAACAAAACCUGCAGAAGAUGAAGAGGAUGUCAGCGUCCCUAUACAUGCAGACGGCCUCCAUCAACCUGCCCUCGUCUGUGUUCACAUCUGAGUUUGAAGAGGAAGUGGGUUUAUUAAACAAAGCAGCUCCUGUUUCAGGAGAGAUCAGAAUCUGUCCUGCUCAUGCGUCUGUGCUCACAAACCUGCAGAACAGAUUUUAUUUCAGAUCAUACCUCAUUAGCUAUUCUCUGGACAUGUUCGUGGAUGGCAGCAGCUUCUACGAGGGUGACACACGCUACACGGGGUGGGCGGUAGUAGAGGGGAAGACGGGCGAGGUCUUGGCUGAGGGGUCGCUUCGGGGAGAAAGUGCUCAGAUAGCUGAAUUGCAUGCUUUGAAAGCUGCCUUAAAUCUGGCUCUUAAACUGACUGCAGGUACAUACUCCAACCUCUACAACUGGCCCAAACUGAUCCAGGACCCUCCAAAGAUCCGAGUGUCAGAUAAGACAAGGAUUCCUCUGGACGUCCUGCCGAAACGAGGCCUGACGGCCAAACAGGUGGAGAGGAUGGAGAGGAUCAACGACUCGGACCUGCCCCGAACCUCCACGCAGCCCCGCUCACAGGACGAGAGCGCAGAGGAGAGGAGAGCCAGGAAACAGGCCAUCAAGAUGGAGAGGAAGGAGAGGAGGUUGGCGAAGAAAGCAAACAAACUGGCAUUCAAACAGGAGAAACAGAUGGUCAAUUUAAGGGCAAACGUUCAGGGCCUGAAGCUGUCGUAGGACAGCAGAGACGCUCCAGAGACUGUCGACAUCACGGUGUUUCCAACACCAGCAGAGACUGGUUACACUGGUUUCACAGGUUACACUGUUGCAGUACGUGAUGACAUCAUUUUCCUUACCAGAACUUCCAUGUUUGUUUGACUCAUACAAGUUCUUGAAUGAAUGUUUUGAAUGGUGUUGCCAUGGAAACAUCAUAACAAAUGGAAUCUUUAGAAACUGUUCUAUUUAUGUUUGACUGUUUGAAGGUAAACAGGUCAACAUGAGCUCACUUCUUAAUGACUCAGUCAGCAGCGUUUUUUGUACAAAAAUAUAUUAAAACAUUUUCAAUCAGUUACAUUUAAAAAAAAAUAAAAUAAAUAAACGCACAAGUAUCAUUUUUCCAUAGAAUUCCAUUAAGCUUUUAAUAAAAACACAAUAUGAAAAAAAGGUCACAUUUUUACCAGUGGCACAACAUUGAACUUAAUGCAAACUAUCUCUUGUCCUCUCCCAUCAUUGUUAUGCAAAGUGCACAAAUGCCGUUCACAGGAUUUGAACAAUAAACAACUUUGAACUCAAAAGUUCCUGUUUUCAUCAUGGAGUGAGCAGGCUGAAGAUCUGCUACAUGACCAUGUGCUCUGUGUUUACAUCGUGUCAGAAUUACAGCCAUUAUGAGUCUCUGAGUUGACAAAAACCUUCACGUCUUUGUUAGAAAUUGUAAUUGAAAACUGGUUUAUAAAAGCUCUGACACUACACAAAAACAACCAACAUGACAGCAUGUUUUUGAAAAAAAAAAAAAAGUCUUUCAACAAAGCUGCAUAUGAUCAAAAA